Messenger RNA from Bombus huntii, 1271 nucleotides. RefSeq names its product ankyrin repeat domain-containing protein 49-like. The record is from RefSeq and is a predicted model, not a curated record. Bases 207 to 851 code for a protein of 214 amino acids. Lineage: Eukaryota; Metazoa; Arthropoda; Insecta; Hymenoptera; Apidae. The transcript has 4 exons. Gene Ontology annotation, molecular function: protein binding.
UCCAACUGUUUUUGACUUACGUCGUAAUACUUUUUGGGAUCUUCGUUUGGCGGGAACGGAGGAUUAACAUUAUAAACGUUGGUGGCUAUAGAAGGAUCCCCUUCGAACUUAUUAAUUUGUCUUCAUACUCCAGUAGAUGGAUCCGUAUAAUAUAUGAUAAGAACGUUUCACAUAAUCUUGUUUAUUUGAUCUGAAAUGAAAGAAAAAUGUCAUCAUCCGGCGAGGAAAGUGAUCAAUUGACGGAUUUGGAAGCAAUCCGUGAUCGAAUGUUAAGUCAACCACGAAGUGAACGUAUGCAAGUUAGUGCAUGGGAAGAUGACGAUGAUGGAGUAGAGGCUGAACGUAAUGCAAAAGAACCUGAUGCAAAAGAAAUUCUGACUGCAGCAGAGAAUGGCGAGCUGGAUAAAGUGCAAAAAUUAUUAAUGGAAAACCCGCUAUUGUUAGAAUGUACAGACAAAGAUGGUUACACUCCAUUGCAUAGAGCAUGUUAUGGCAAUCACGUAGCAAUUGUAGAAUAUUUACUUCAAGCAGGUGCAAAGAUAGAUGCUAAAACUAUGGAUGAAUGGCAACCAUUACAUUCUGCAUGUUGCUGGAAUAACGUUGAAUGUGCAAUGGUAUUAAUUGCAAAUGGAGCAGAUAUAAAUGCCAGAAGUAAAGGAGAUCAAACUCCUUUGCAUUUAGUAUCUGCAAGUUCUCAUAAUUCUCCUGCUUUGCAACUUCUUUUAUUGCAUCCAGAUAUAAAUCCAAGAUUGGUAAAUUCAAGCGGAGAUACAGCUGAACAGAUCGCAAAAAGAACAGGGAAGUAUUAUCCAAUGUUUGAAAUUAUUGAAGAUUGCUUAAAUGUUAUUUGAAUCUAUUGCUUGAUAUGUUUAUUAGAUAUGUUUAUAUACACAUGUUACAAUAUCAUGAAUGAAACAAAUUUAUGAAAUUAGAAGUUGUAAGCAUAUCAUUAAUAUACUAUCAGUACAUUUAUAAAUAUGUUAAUAAGUCUGUAUUUACUGUACUAUAACAGAAUAUAAAAGUAUAAAUGUUGAUAUGUUAUUAGAUCAUGAAAGUUAUUGUAUUGAAAACUUUAGGAAAAUAAUACUUCAACAGUUGGAUUUUUAUCUACUAACUACAAAUAUAAUGAUUGUGUGAUAUGUUAGGAGUUUGAUGUGAUUCUAAUUACAAUACAAAAUUAUUACGAAUGUGACACUAGUGUCAUAAUUGUAAAAAACAUCCUUUUUAUUUUAUAAAAUACUUAAUAAAAUGAAAACAUAUGUUGAACAAUA